AUGACAGAGACUCGUGAGCCAGCUGAGACCGGAGGCUAUGCCAGCUUGGAAGACGACGACGAGGACCUCUCUCCAGGCCCUGAGCACUCCUCUAAUUCUGAAUACACACACUCAGAGCCGGACUCCGAAGAGGAAGAAGAAGAGGAGGAGGAGGAAGAGGAGACCACCGACGACCCCGAAUAUGACCCAGGCUACAAAGUGAAGCAGCGCCUGGGAGGGGGCCGCGGGGGCCCCUCCCGCCGGGCUCCCCGCGCAGCCCAGCCCCCCGACCCCCCAGCCCAGCCCUGCCAGCUCUGCGGCCGCUCGUCCCUCGGGGAGGCCCCACCAGGCGCCCCGCCUUGCCGGCUCUGCUGUCCCACCGUGGCCCCCCAGGAAGCACCAGCUCCCGAAGUCAGGGUGCUCGGGGAGGGAGAGGGAGAGCCGCCCCGGGCUGGGGAGGGCCGGCGCCACCCUGCGGGGCAGGAGGAGGAGCUGGACGAGGAUGAGGACGAGGAGGGCACCUACCACUGCACGGAGUGCGAGGAUUCCUUCGACAGCCUCGGGGAGCUGCAUGGGCACUUCAUGCUGCAUGCCCGGGGUGAGGUGUAG
Pipistrellus nathusii (Nathusius's pipistrelle) is the source of this 588-nucleotide messenger RNA. The record is from the annotation of a GenBank genome assembly. NCBI's taxonomy places the organism in Eukaryota, Metazoa, Chordata, Mammalia, Chiroptera, Vespertilionidae.